Sporothrix schenckii 1099-18 is the source of this 1167-nucleotide messenger RNA. RefSeq lists its product as uncharacterized. The record is from RefSeq and is a predicted model, not a curated record. The transcript is spliced from 3 exons. The coding region runs from base 1 to 1167 and encodes 388 amino acids. Lineage: Eukaryota; Fungi; Ascomycota; Sordariomycetes; Ophiostomatales; Ophiostomataceae.
AUGCACAGUCGUGGGCAGACAGGCAAGACUGUUUGCGACUCCACCAGCGCUGAGAGGAUCGAGAACAGCAACGGCAAAUGGAUCCGCCGCGACGACUACGUCGACGAGGUCAAGUCGGCCAUGGCCAUGUCCCGCGGCCGCGAGCUGCCGGGCACGUUUAACCCGCUCGUUGUUGGUGACCUCUUCCGGGACCAGUGCAGGAACUGGGGCCGCCUGGCCGACGAGUGCGCCGAGAGCGUCUUGCAGUCGUGCUUUGCCGCCGUCGCCGCCACCCUGCGCCACAUCACCGUCCAAGACACGGCCGAGAAGAUCUUGCAGAGCCGCAUCAACCCGGCCAUGGCCGCGCUGAAGAAGGACAUGGCGGACGCGACAGCCAGGCUGCUGGUGUCCAACGUCACGGGCCAUCCGGUGAUGUACAACCACUACCUGACGGAGACCGUCCAAAAGGUGCAAAACGAUCGUCUGCGGGCCUCACUUAACAAUAUCCUCCGCAGAUACAGCCAUGACGAUGACACUCCUGGACAAGAUGCUGCGCGCCACCGAGCCCGACAUGCAGCGCGUCGCCGCCUCAACACCAUCGACUACAUGGAGGCCUACUACAAGGUCGCCCUCAAGAGCUUCGUCGACAAUGUUAGCGUCCUCGUCGUCGAGCAGUGUCUGCUGAGCAAGCUGACGGGCCUCUUCACCCCAGACACGAUUUAUGCCAUUGCGGACGACGACAUUCGCCAUCUCGCCGGCGAGAACCCCGAGGCCACGGCCGAGCGGGCGCGUCUCGUGGAGAAGAAGACGUGUCUCGAAGCGUGCGAGAAUGAGCUGCGCCGCCUGGACAAGCACCGCGUCCCGGCCACAGACGAGGCAGAAGAUGAUCCAAUGCCACCUUGGUCUUCCGUGGGAACCGACACGAACGUAGACGAAGUGCCACCACCGGAUCCUGAAAACUUUGAAAUCGUUGGCUUGCCGGAGCCAGAGCCCGAGAAAGAGCCGGAGAGGAGUGCCUGCGGAGAGUCUUCCCUAGCUGAACCAGCCAUCGUUGAGCCAGAUCAUUCUGCAGACUGUAUCGACUUCUGGGGCCCCAACUCUUCUACAAGCCACCUUAAGAAGAAGCGCAAAGCCGAACGUCUGGCCAAGGCAAGCCCAGUCAACACUGUAAGGCAAUAUCCCGUGUGA